Messenger RNA from Funneliformis geosporum, 660 nucleotides. NCBI's taxonomy places the organism in Eukaryota, Fungi, Glomeromycota, Glomeromycetes, Glomerales, Glomeraceae. The record is from the annotation of a GenBank genome assembly.
AUGUAUACAAUUAAAAUUUUCUCGGCAAUAUCAGUAUUGCUGGCAUUAUCUACUUCUAUACUAAACGUUGAAGCGCAACUUAAAGGAAAGUAUCCUCCAGUUGAUAAGCCUCCGCCAGCUGAUGCUACAUGGACCGCUCUCGUUGAUCAAACGAAACUUAUAAAAGCUCCUAUCAGAACUCCUGGAAUAUGUAAUCCUGUUGACACGUAUUGUGUUUGGUCUUGCACAAAUUGUUUGAGACCUGAAUCCGAUAUUCAAUAUUGUCCCGAUAAGAACGAUUGGGCCUUGACAUAUGACGAUGGUCCUUCUGUAAAUUCAUUGACAAUACUCGAUGCACUUAAUGCUCGAGGUAUUAAGGCAACAUUCUUUGUAAUUGGAAGUAGAGUUUUUGAAAAUCCUGAUAUUCUCAAAAAAAUUGUUGACUCGGGGCAUCAAAUUGGAUCACAUACAUGGUCGCACACACCACUCACCUCUCAAACUACAGAACAAAUUAUUGCAGAAGUCAAAUGGACAGAACAGGCUAUCAAAGAGGCCGUCAAUCUAACACCUAAAUGGUUUAGACCUCCUCAAGGAGAUUUUGAUGAUAGAGUACGUGGUAUAUUGACACAACUUGGAUAUAAAAUUGCAAUUUGGGAUUUGGAUACAUUUGAUUGGCAUUCG